This is a messenger RNA of Echinococcus granulosus, 642 nucleotides long. Its product is annotated as Histone H2A. Bases 1 to 642 code for a protein of 213 amino acids. The record is from RefSeq and is a predicted model, not a curated record. Gene Ontology annotation, cellular component: nucleosome. The transcript is spliced from 2 exons. Lineage: Eukaryota; Metazoa; Platyhelminthes; Cestoda; Cyclophyllidea; Taeniidae. Gene Ontology annotation, molecular function: structural constituent of chromatin; DNA binding; protein heterodimerization activity.
AUGCAUGCCACGCAGGUGGUGGUGGACGUGUGCAGCAGUAGAUUCUUGGCAGGCAGCCAUUUCAGUAUUGGAAUCGCAGCUGACCAAGGAUGCAGGGUAGCGUCGUUGUUUUUGAUGUCGCCGAGUUUGUGGUGUAGGGGCAGAAUAGGGAUUACUGCCUAUCGUAUUCAUUCAACAGUGGAUGCCUAUGUGCAGUCGACAACGCUACAUCUAUUGGCUCACUUCGUCUCGCCGCUUUGUAACCUAUGCAUUCUUCAACCGCAGUCGCCACUCACUCUUCACCUUCACGAUUCCCACAACGGUGUGAGGCCUGCAGUUGUACGUGGAUCGUCAACACCGUGUGCGUGCUGGAACACCAGUCUGGUCUACUUGGCUGCUGUGCUCGAAUACUUGGCUGUCGAGGUGCUGGAAUUGGUGGGCAUAGCGGCGCGUGACAGCAAGAAGACGAGCAUCAUAAUUCGUCGUCAGCUGCAGUUGGCCAUCCGCAACGACAAGGAGUUGAACAAGCUGUUGGGUGGUGCCACCAUAUUGGAGUGUGGUGUGCUGCCCAACAUCUGGGCGGUGCUGGUGCUCAAGAAGACGGAGAAGUCGGUGGCCAGCAAAGAGUUGGUCGGCCAAGUGCUUGACAGGCUGCCUGACUGA